GUUCCAGGUUAUCCAGAGUGGUCAAACGUUAAGUUUGACCUCGAUCCUGCAAUUUACACUUAUAAACUUUCAGAAGAUUAUAGUGCUGUGGAUAAAGUGAUGUAUGCCACAGUUAACAAGGACAUAUCGAAGAAGAAAGAUGCAAGACAAUACAAAAACAACAUAACAGCUGGUAAUUCAAAUGAACAAAAUGGGAACGAGGAGGAAAUGAAACUGAAAAUAAGAAAGCUUAACAUUCUCGUAAAGUACCUGGUUCACAUCUUAAAGAAGGAGAUAGAUGCAAAGGAUUUAAAGGAAAAAUCCAUCAUUCAUUCUAAAUCCCUCGGAGAACAUUUCACAGAACCAGUUCUACAGGAUCUUUACGGAGUUGAGACAACCGAUGAUUACAGUAGGCUGGACAUGUCCUUGGUAUUUGUUUUGUUAAGAAACUUUUGUGUAAAUAUCAAACCACCAACGAGAGGCUGGGACUAUGAACCUCCAGAGGACGAAGAAACAGUUGGUGCUGAUAUUGAGAGGAUACGUUUUAUGUGGAAUAGAUACUGUGAUAAUAACUAUGAAUUUAAGUAUUUAGAUGGUGUGUUUGACAGGAUGAAGAAUAAAUACGGAACUUUAGCUGUUCAGAAUGAUCUACUAGAAGGUUUUUUGGGGGUAGAAGAAAAAAUACAGAGUAUUAAGCUGAAUCCAGACUGCUGUGUUGAGAAAGGCGUCGUGGUGACUGGAGGGAUAAAGGCAGCAUUUCAGCUUCUGGAAAUGGGGAAUGUCGUAAUCUGUAAAGGAGCUAUUGGAUGUGGUAAAACGCAUGCUCUAAAAGCAAUCGAGAACAAAUAUAUAGAGAAAGGAUGGAAAGUAAGAUGGAUGGAGGAAAACUUACUUCCUCUAGAGAAAAAUAUGGAAGAUAAAACGAUUCUGAUUUGUGACAAUCUUUUUGGAAGUUUUGGUUGUAAUAUAUUUUCCCCAAGUAGAAUAUCAAGUUUUGAAAAUUUACUGGAGAGUGUGCGUGAAAAAUCAAGGCAUACUAAAGUUGCUGUUGGAAUCCACCAACAUGUAUUUGAUGAAAUCAUCAGAAUUCAUCAUCUAAAACUCCUUCAAAAUAAAAACAUAACAGUUGAUUUAGACAAACUAACAAAGUCAGAAAUGCUGCUUAUUUUGAAAGAGCAACAAAAAGAGGGUCACUGUAAAACAGAUCCAAAUUGUUGGUUUAAGUAUGUUGACCUCACACUUGUGAUUGAUAAACUCAGAGAAAACCCGGGGCAUAUUGGAAGCCCGUUUCUCAGUUUGAUGUACUGCCAUCAUCAUGAUUUGUUUUCUGAUGAAGCGUUCACCAGAGCCCCUCUUCAGUCAUUAACACAACGUUUUCAGAAAAUGGGAAAUGGUUCAGUUGACUAUUCCAGUCUUCUGUACUUGAUGUGUGUUAUAGAGCACAAACAUGGGGAUGUGUUACCCAACUGGGUAGGUACACUUGAUGCAUUUUUAACCAAAGAGGCUCUUCAUAAUGUUGCUAAACUGUCUGGAUUUGUCAGAGUUGUCAACGGGCUUGAAACACUUCGUCAUGAAGUCUUGACAAUAGCAUUAUUCAAAGCUGCUGCUUCUGUAGAAGAAGUUUUCUUACCAGUUGUUCAGCAUUGUGAAAUAGGAAUUUUACUUCAACUGACAAGACCUGCUGAAAGUACAUGUAGCUAUGCCAACAGUGAAUUUGAUUACAGAUUUGCUUAUCCACAGAAAACCAAACAUUCCAUUAGAAUCAUUGGCAAAUACUUAGUAAAAAGAUUUGCAGAUGACUUCAACAGAGACUGGAACAGUAUGAAUCACCCUCUAAAAUCGCAUCGUUUAUUCAAAGAGAAAUUUCAGUAUUACGUUGAAUGUAAAUCGAAUGUUCCAAAAGAAAAAUAA
Messenger RNA from Saccostrea cuccullata (small rock oyster), 1890 nucleotides. RefSeq lists its product as uncharacterized. The transcript has 5 exons. The record is from RefSeq and is a predicted model, not a curated record. Lineage: Eukaryota; Metazoa; Mollusca; Bivalvia; Ostreida; Ostreidae. The annotation marks the transcript as partial.